Ananas comosus (pineapple) is the source of this 2084-nucleotide messenger RNA. RefSeq names its product berberine bridge enzyme-like 23. Gene Ontology annotation, molecular function: oxidoreductase activity; FAD binding. The record is from RefSeq and is a predicted model, not a curated record. NCBI's taxonomy places the organism in Eukaryota, Viridiplantae, Streptophyta, Magnoliopsida, Poales, Bromeliaceae. The transcript has a single exon. The coding region runs from base 188 to 1816 and encodes 542 amino acids.
CUCAAUUUAUUGGUUAGGUAAUAGCACGCAUGUCACGCGUUAUGUCGACGUGUAGAAACUAUAACAACAUGUUCCCAUGGAAACUAAGAUAAGCUUUCUCCCAAGAUGCAUACAAAAGCUCUACUCACUUUUUUUCCAUUUUUAGAUAGAGACGAAGAUCUUGUUCAAAACCCAAAAUCCGGGGACAAUGUCUAUGAAUUAUGAACUUUCCAUUCUCUGUGUCAUCUUCUUUCGUAUCUUCACCUCUUCGUCGGCCUCUUGUGAUUACCACGGCUUCCUUUAUUGUCUCUCGGUCCACAUUCCACCUCCUACUAACCUCUCUCGCAUUCUCUACUCCCCCGAAUCCCCCGACUACUCCACGGUCUUACUUUCGUCAAUCCGUAACCUAAGAUUCGUCACUCCUUCAAGACAGAAGCCUUAUUUCAUCGUCACUCCGACCAAUAUAUCCCACAUCCAAGCAUCGGUUAUCUGCGGCAGAAAGCACGGUCUUCCUAUCCGUGUCAGGAGCGGCGGUCAUGACUAUGAGGGCCUUUCCUACCGGUCGGAAGACGGCCGUCCAUUCAUCAUAGUCGAUCUCGCAAAUAUUCGAUCAGUGGAUGUCGACCCUACCAAAGCCACUGCCUGGGUCCAGGCCGGUGCCACCCUCGGUGAGCUCUACUAUACAAUCGCGGAGAACAGCAGACAACUAGGAUUUCCUGCGGGGAUCUGCCCUACCGUCGGGGUGGGUGGCCACUUAACCGGGGGCGGCUUCGGGACCAUGUUGAGGAAAUAUGGCCUUGCCGCGGAUAAUAUCUUGGAUGCUAUACUUAUCGACGCAAACGGAGAAGUACUAAAUAAGGACACCAUGGGUGAGGAUCUAUUUUGGGCAAUUAGAGGCGGGGGAGCGGCGAGCUUUGGCAUUGUAGUUUCAUGGAAGAUCAAGCUAGUUCCUGUACCCCCUAAAGUCACAGUUUUUACAAUCUCUAGAAACUUGGCUCAAGGUGCAGUUGACCUUGUGACUAAGUGGCAAAGUAUAGCACCCAAACUUCAUGAAAACCUCUUCAUAAGAAUAGUCAUAACAAAAGAAGCUAAGGAGGGUGGAGAAAUGGAAGUAGUGGCCUCAUUCAACUCCUUGUUUCUUGGGCAGUGCGAGGAGCUGCUUCAGCUCAUGGAAAAGAGCUUCUUUGAACUGCGGAUGAAGAGAGAGGAUUGCAAAGAGAUGAGUUGGAUCCAAUCUGUUCUAUAUUUUGCCUUCUAUACUAAUCGAAUUCCCCUUGAGGAUUUACUGGAUAGAGGGACAAAACCAGAGAGGUUCUUCAAGGCCAAAUCUGAUUUUGUGCAGGAACCUGUUCCAAGCUUCCUUUGGGGAAGGAUUUGGGGGAGGUUUCUUGAGGAUGAAGCAGGGGUCUUGAUCAUGGACCCAUAUGGAGGAACAAUGAACAAUUUUUCGGAUUCGGCGACACCUUUCCCACAUAGGCAAGGGAAUUUGUACAAUUUGCAAUAUUUUGUGGAGUGGAGAGAAAAUGGAACAGUGCCAUACAACAAACAUAUGAAGUGGGUGAGGAAGGUGUAUAAGGAGAUGAGUCCAUACGUCUCCCAUAACCCAAGAGCUGCAUAUAUGAACUAUAGGGACCUCGAUUUGGGGAAGAAUGAGUUAGAUGGGAAUGUAACAAGCUAUUCAAAAGCUAAAGUUUGGGGUUUGAGGUACUUCAAAAGCAAUUUUGAGAGGUUGGCAUUUAUAAAGGGUAGAGUAGAUCCUGGUGAUUUCUUUAGGAAUGAGCAGAGCAUCCCUCCUCUUCUCCCUCAGGAGUCUAGUGCAGGGUUUAGUGCAACUUAAAGAAAUUGGAGAUUCCUUUUUUUUUUCUUCCUUUUAUGAAGAACUCAAUCAAUUAUAGUUGAAUAGUUUUGUUGUUUUAUGUGCUUGUGAUGCGAAAGAAUUGGAUUGUAAACAGGGCAUGUUGCUGCUAUUGUUGUAACUUGUAAGUCGACUCUGUAAGCAUGUUAAAUCUGAAUUAGAUGUGUUUUUCCUCUCAGCAGAUAAAGCCUUGAUUGAAUUAACAAAACGCUUGUGAGAUUGUUAUGAUAAGAAGCUUAAAUGAGUUUCA